UAAAUCUAAAUUGUUCCUCAAGAACAUAUUUUCUGAUCAUCAUCAUGAGCCACAUUAAGCAUCAAUUCUCCAGUGGAUCCUCAAAUAGAAGCUGUCACAGUGGUGGACAUUCCCAAAAUGUCACUAAACAUAAAUCUUUAGCUCACUGCGGAAUCUCGCAUAAAAAACAACAUGGAGGCACCAACCUUUCUAGUUAUGGAGGAUCCCAUCUUUCACACCAUGGUGGAUCUUACACUCAAAACCAUGGGAUUUCCCUAACUUCUCAUCAUGCAGGAGCAAACCUUUCCCACCACGCAGGCCAUUACCGAGCCCCAAGUGUGCAUGGUGGUUCAGGAGGUAGGGGAAUCUCCAUCUCCAAGCAUUCAUCCUUUAGCCAUGGUGUCCACAGUCAUGAUACUAGCUUUGGAAAGAGAGAUGGUAUUUUCAGUGUUAAUGAGAAGGAAACUAUGCAAUCGUUGAAUGACCGCUUGGCAUGCUAUAUGGAGAAGGUUCGCUCACUGGAGAACGAAAAUACCCAGCUGGAGAGGAAUAUCAGAGAAUGGUAUGAAAUAAACCAACCCAGUGCUUUACCUGAUUUCAGCAACUUCUUCAGGAUCAUACAGGAGGUCCAGUGUCAGAUCUCCGGAGCAACAGUAGACAAUGCCAGGAUUGCUCUUCAAAUAGACAAUGCUCGUCUGGCUUCUGAUGAUUUUCGAAACAAAUACGAGAUGGAACAAAGACUAAGGAACAAUGUUGAGGGUGAUGUGAAUGGCCUGCGCAGAGUCCUAGAAAGCUUGAAUCGUGAAAUAUGUGACCUUGAGCAACAGGUUCGAAACCUGCAGGAAGAGCUCCAGCAAAUGAGGAGAAACCACGAGGAGGAUGUGAAUGCCCUAAGAGCCCAACUGGGUCAGAGAGUCAGUGUGGAAGUUGACGCUGCUCCAUCAAAAGAUCUGAAUAGAACCCUGUCUGAGAUCCGACAGCAAUAUGAAAACUUAAUGGACAGAAACCUACGGGAGGUAGAAAAUAUGUUCCGGCAACGGAGUGAAGAGCUGAAUCGUCAAGUGGAAUCUGGUUCUGAACAACUGCAGACAGUCCAAACUGAACUCAUUGAUUUGAAGCGCAGUGUGCAGACUUUGGAGAUUGAGCUACAGAGUCAACUAAGCAUGAAAUGUGCUCUGGAGGGCUCAUUAUCAGAAAUAGAAUCUGGAUACAGCUCCCAGCUCUCCCAGCUACAAGGUCUAAUCAACAAUGUAGAAUCUCAGCUAGGGCAGAUCCGAUCUGAUCUGGAGCAUCAGAAUCAUGAGUACAAAAUACUUAUGGACCAAAAGACACAUCUAGAGAUGGAAAUUGCCACCUACAAACAUCUUCUGGAAGGACAAGACAUCCAUGUUUCAAAUAAUUCUUUCUUGGGUGGAAAACAUGGAUCUCAUAGCAACAAUAGCGCUCAUCAUCACAAUGAAGGACAUUCUCACCAAUCUAAAUGCUAAAAAUAUAGUUCAGAAAGGAUUCAAAAGAUCUACGAUGAACACACGAUGAUUCUUCUUCUUUAACUUUUCACUCUCUGUACUUUCAAAUUACCAUUAAUGCUAUGGUUUUCGAUGCCACAAUAUGUCUCCUAAAUAAUCCUUUACCCAACUCAAAUACAAUUCAAUUUUGAUUGACAUGACACAAACUUAGAAUUAAUCAGACAGGUUUAAAAAGAACUAUUGUACCACUUUAUACUACAACUACUAACACAACUACUAAGAAUAAAUUGCUAUGGCCUUGAAAUAAGUUA
Molecule: messenger RNA, 1756 nt
Organism: Pelobates fuscus (common spadefoot toad)
Lineage: Eukaryota; Metazoa; Chordata; Amphibia; Anura; Pelobatidae
Product: keratin, type I cytoskeletal 19-like
Exons: 8
Coding region: 45-1466 (473 amino acids)
Biological process (GO): epithelial cell differentiation; intermediate filament organization
Cellular component (GO): cytoskeleton
Molecular function (GO): structural molecule activity
Source: RefSeq, a predicted model, not a curated record